AUGGAUGAACAACUCAUUCAAGCACUGGAAGAUCCAACUAAACUACACUACAAAGAGUUGUGGCUGGCUGAAGAAGAUCAAUUGAGACGCAAUGUAUUGGAAUUGUUUGCCUUUGGAACGUUAAAAGACAAACCCGAUGAUAUGACCUUGACAAGUCUAAUGCAAAAGAAACUGCAGAAACUCUCGAUCGUUUCUCUCAGUGAACUACGCCGGGAGCUAACAUACACUGAGAUCCAACACGAAUGCCAGAUCUCAGACAUUAGCACACUAGAAGAGCUUCUAAUCGAGCUACGACACUUUUUCGAGGUUAAACUAGACUCCGUACGACAAGUAGCCACUAUCGGUCGAUUAUACGAUUGUCGGGAGGUCUAUUGUAAUGAGCGACCUCUCCAACUGGUCCAAACCCUCCCUACCACUAAACAAUCCCUGCUUCAGGACCUACAUCGAUGGAAAGACAAGCUGCAAACCGAUAUUAUAGGUGAAUAA
Molecule: messenger RNA, 486 nt
Organism: Torulaspora delbrueckii
Lineage: Eukaryota; Fungi; Ascomycota; Saccharomycetes; Saccharomycetales; Saccharomycetaceae
Gene: CSN9
Product: Csn9p
Exons: 1
Coding region: 1-486 (161 amino acids)
Biological process (GO): cytoplasmic translational initiation
Cellular component (GO): eukaryotic translation initiation factor 3 complex
Source: RefSeq, a predicted model, not a curated record